Strongyloides ratti is the source of this 1290-nucleotide messenger RNA. Its product is annotated as Intraflagellar transport protein 57 homolog. The record is from RefSeq and is a predicted model, not a curated record. Bases 1 to 1290 code for a protein of 429 amino acids. The transcript has 2 exons. NCBI's taxonomy places the organism in Eukaryota, Metazoa, Nematoda, Chromadorea, Rhabditida, Strongyloididae. Gene Ontology annotation, biological process: intraciliary transport; non-motile cilium assembly. Gene Ontology annotation, cellular component: centrosome; intraciliary transport particle B; cilium.
AUGGAUGAUAAUAUUCUAGAUUCUUCAAGAGAAAAUAAUAAUAUUGAAUUUGAAAAUUCACUUAGGAAAUCAUCUAUACAUUUAAAUAAUAAAGAAAUUAUCAAAAAUGAUAGUCCUGGUGUUGAGUAUAAUAUUUUUCAAGUCUCUGAAGAACUUCUUGAUAAAUUAAAAAUAUUACAAUAUGAAAAUGAAUUUGUAAGAAAAAAUUCAAGUUUUAAAAGAAUUCAUAAAUAUUAUUUUGUUAAAAGUACUAAUACAGGUGAACAAUUUUUUUUAUUUACUAAUUUAGCAGCUUGGCUUAUUCAAAAAAGUGGUGAAAAAAAUUUUGAAAUGCCACAAGAAUUUGAUGAUCCAAAUAUUACACUUGGAAGAAUUCUUUCACAUUUAAAAAUGCUUGGUAUAACUGAAACAUUUACAUUAACAAAAUUAAAAAGUGGUUCAGGUGAAAUGGUAAUUCAAAUAUUAGAUUUAUUAAGUGAUUUUGCAUUAUCUAAACUUUCUUUUAAUUGGUCUGAAAUUCAAAAACCAAUUGAUGAUCCUGAAACUGAUGAUGCUGAUGUUGAAGAUGCAGAAUUAGUAGCUGACCAAUUUGAAUCAGAUACAGAGGAUGCUAUAAUGGCUUUAGAAAAUGAUGAUGAUGCAGUAUAUAUAGAUUUAGAUGCUACAACAAUAAUAAAUGAUGAUAUAGAUGAAAAUUUAAAAGUUGAAGAACCUGAAAUACAAAAAAUAAAAAAAAAUGAAGUAAAUAUAGAGGCAUGGAAAGAAGAAGUAGAAAGAGCUUUACCACAAUUAAAAAUAACUUUUCGUUCAGAUGCCACAGAUUGGAGAAUGAGACUUGAUCAAAUGGAAAAAUAUUUUAUAUCACUUACAGAAAAUUUUGAUAAAAUAAAACCAUUAUUAAAUAAAAUAUCGUCAAAUGUAUCAAUUGACAUGGAAAGAAUUGAUAAUAGAGAAAAACAUAUAAAUUCUCAAAUUGAAUCAAUUUUAUUAAACUAUCGUCAAACACAAGAUCGAUUAUCUGAAGGUAUUCAACAAUAUAAAGAAUCAAGCACGGGUUUAACACAACGUUCAGAUAUUUUAUCACAAUUAACAGAAGAAAUUGAUCAAUUAAAGCAACAGGUUGAAGAGCAAGGUUCAAAAAAUACGGAUGGUGCUCCAAUGAUUCGUAUAAAACAGGCAAUUGCAAAAUUAGAAAGUGACAUAAUUACACUUAACAUACAAAUUGCUGUUAUAGAACAGCAAAUAAUAAUGAAUGAUAUGAAUGAUCGCAAAAAUCCAAGUAUAAUUUAA